Messenger RNA from Nicotiana attenuata, 1077 nucleotides. RefSeq lists its product as uncharacterized. The transcript has 3 exons. The coding region runs from base 1 to 1077 and encodes 358 amino acids. The record is from RefSeq and is a predicted model, not a curated record. NCBI's taxonomy places the organism in Eukaryota, Viridiplantae, Streptophyta, Magnoliopsida, Solanales, Solanaceae.
AUGUCAAGUAGUGAUACAACCAAAGAAACGUGGGACAAACUGGAAGUCACUUAUGAAAGAACCAGCAAAGUGAGAGAAACAAGGAUAAACAUGUUGGUUCAUGAUUAUGAACUCUUCCAGAUGAAAGAAGGAGAAUCCAUUGAGAAAAUAUUUGCAAGAUUCAACAUAAUUAUUGAAGAUCUAAAAGCCUUCGGUAAACCCUACUCAAGUGGUGAUCAAGUUCGAAAAGUUCUAAGGAGUUUACCUACUACUUGGCAGACAAAAGUAGUCGCACUCGAAUCUCAAGAUCUAAACAAACUUUCAUAUGAUGAACUACGAGGAUAUCUUAUAGCAUUCAAGAAAACCCAUCUCAAGAAAAUGAAUCAGGAAGAAAAGACGAAAAUAGUUGCCUUCAAAACUAAAACUGAAGGACCUGAAAAUGAUAUUGAUGAUGACCCAGAAGCUCUUGAAGAAGAAAUUGCCAUGGAUAUUGUUGACCUUACCCUGAAGGAGUCUCAAAAAAAGUUGAAUGAACUAAGGAGACACAAUAGGGAAAAGAAAGACUGGGAACUUAAGCUUGAAGCCUAUGAAAUCGAAAGUGAUGAUGGAUUUGAAAACCCAAAAACAACCUUGAUUCUGGUAAAAUCAACGAACAAGGACCCAAGCAAGCUUGGGUACCUAAAAGAAUGUGAUGAUUCUAUUUUGCAGGAACACCAUAGGAAAAGUCACAAAGGAAAAUGGUAUGUAGACAGUGCAUAUUCCAGUCACAUGACGGGUGAUAAAAAUCUGUUCAAAGAAGUCACAAAAAUAAAUGGAGGAAAUGUCAAAUUUGGAGAUGAUUUAAGAGGAAAGAUAGUUGGUACUGGCACAGUUCCAUUCAGCAAUAAUUGCGAUAUUGCAGAGGUAUAUCUAGUGGAUGGACUCAAUUACAAUCUUCUAAGUAUAAGUCAACUAUGUGAUUCGGGGUACGAAGUUAAAUUCAAGAAAACAGUAUGUACUAUUGAAGAUGAGGCAGGUAAGAUUAUUCUUCCUGGUAAAAGGUAUGAAAACGUCUACAUUCUUGAUGGCAUCGAAAAUCGGAUAGCCAUAUCUGUUUAG